AUGAUUUCUGGGAUUAUUGCCUUUUUCCUGCAUUUUGUUGGAUUCGUAGUCAUUUGGAAUAUUGUCAGGUAAUUUGUCAUUUGAUUUUCUAUUCAAAAAAGUGUUAACUUAUUCUAGAUACAUUUUGGAACUAUUACCGGCUUCAGGAAAAUUGACAGAUAAAGCAGUAUUCAUAACUGGAUGUGAUACGGGAUUUGGAAGAGAACUUGCCAAAAAAUGUGUCAAAAAUGGAUUUCUUGUUUUUGCCGGUUGUUUAACCCCAAAAGCUGGUGAAACAUUGAAAAAUGAAGUUGAAAAUAAAGAAAAAAUACAUAUUGUUUCAUUGGAUGUCAGCAAAGAUGAAUCAGUUCAAAAAGCUGCCGAAUAUGUAAAAUCAAAUUUAGGAUCAAUAAAAUUAUGGGGAGUUGUAAACAACGCUGGAAUUUUUUCAUGUUAUGGACCAGAUGAUUGGUGUAAAUUAGCUGAUUAUGAAAAUGCUUUAGAUAUCAAUACACUUGGUGUUAUCAGAGUUACACAUGUGAGUUAUAAAUUUCUCGACAGAACUCAUAAAUAUUAUUACUUUCUAGGCUUUUAAAAAAUUGAUAAAACAAUCAUCGGGUCGUAUUGUGACAGUAACAUCAGUGAAUGGAAGAUUAUCAACUCCAGCAGCUGGUCCUUAUGUUGUUUCUAAAUUUGCAGCUUCUGCAUAUAUGGAUUGUAUUAGACAAGAAUUAUAUAACUUCAAUGUCAAAGUUUCAAUUGUUGAACCAGGAAUAUUCAGAACUCCAUUAUUGGAUAAAACUGCUAUGUUGAAACGAGUUGAUCAUGUUUGGUCAAAUGUUGAUUCAGAAACAAAAGUGGAAUAUGGUGAAAAAUUCAAAAACUAUUGUAAGUUCAAUUCAACUGAUAAGAAAAUCAACUUUUGUGAAAGUUAUUUAUAUGUUGGUAACAUUUUUCAGUUGCAAAUCGAUGGAAUGAGACAUUCCAUAAAUUGAGUACCGACAAAAUUCACUACGUAGUUGACAAUUAUUAUCAUGCUCUAACUGCAAAAUAUCCACGUCAUAGAUAUUAUUGUGGAUGGGAUGCAAUCUUUGGUUAUGUUCCUCUAUCACUUUUACCAACUUGGUUCACUGAUCCAGUUAUUCGACUUCUUGGACAUCAAGAAGUUAUGCCAGCAUGCAUGGAAAAUCAAAAUAAAAAGAGUUUAUGA
Molecule: messenger RNA, 1189 nt
Organism: Caenorhabditis angaria
Lineage: Eukaryota; Metazoa; Nematoda; Chromadorea; Rhabditida; Rhabditidae
Source: the annotation of a GenBank genome assembly